UUGUUGGGCGAGGGAGAGAGGAAUCGGUGGAGGGGCGGAAUGGAAGAGGAAAGGGGAUUGGAGAACCGCUUGAAUGCGGUCGAUCCAGCGUUCUAUGAUUGCUUCUACGGUAUCGCCAACACCCAACAAACAGUUGUUGAGCGAUGCUACAAGGAUAUCGGAUGCUGUCAGUACGGAUGCUGUGACAAUGAUGACUGGCAUAACAAAUACGGAUGGGCUGUAGCAUUGAUUGUGAUCUUCUGUAUACUGGUAAUCAUUGCUUUUGCCAUCUGGUUAGCUGUAUGGCUGAUCAACCGAGCCAAGGAUAAACGUCAAAAACGAGAACUGAUGUACGAUCAAUCCUCUUUCUCAUCGGUAUGUCACUUUCAGAAUUCAUGUUAA
Haemonchus placei is the source of this 381-nucleotide messenger RNA. Lineage: Eukaryota; Metazoa; Nematoda; Chromadorea; Rhabditida; Trichostrongylidae. The record is from the annotation of a GenBank genome assembly.